Messenger RNA from Saccostrea echinata, 1247 nucleotides. RefSeq names its product oncoprotein-induced transcript 3 protein-like. The record is from RefSeq and is a predicted model, not a curated record. Bases 1 to 1215 code for a protein of 404 amino acids. The transcript is spliced from 8 exons. NCBI's taxonomy places the organism in Eukaryota, Metazoa, Mollusca, Bivalvia, Ostreida, Ostreidae.
AUGGUGUCACUGUCGAUGUUUGCCUUCAUUCAUGGAGCGAGGGGCAUCUUUUUUGCUUUUCCAUACGGCGGAAGGGUAAAAAUUAACUCAUUGGAGAUUUGUUAUGACACCUUCACAGAAAAUGCAGGAGAAGCACUGUGUCAAGCAAAAGGCCUGCACUACAGUUCAUUUACCAAGGGUUUUGCAUACAAUCGAUAUCAAACAGAACGUAUAAACUGUAGGACAAACUUGCUGUCUUCCUGCUAUACCGUCUCGCAUAUUUGUAUCGAAGUGGUCAAUAUUCACUGCAAGGGACCGGUAAUGACAACCACGAGUAUUGGGUGUCAUAACAAUCCCUGUCAAAAUGGUGGAAGCUGUCAUCAAAACUCACCCUAUGAGGCCUAUCACUGUACGUGUUUGGAUGGUUACAUUGGGGAAACCUGUGAAAACUCUACUAUCUUUGAGCCAGAAAGCGUUGUGACGGUUGGAUGUCUUGAUGAUGCAUGGAAUAUUACUCUUUAUCUUCCAAAUAUACGUAAUGAAUACCCAGAUUUAAAGGUCAAUGAUAUCUACAUUGGACAAGAUAACGAAAAUUGUACCGGAUUUGUAAAUGGAGACUAUAUAAUUUUUCAACAAGAGUUCACUGGAUGCCAAACAAAGGAGAUGUAUAUAGCAGAAGGGAUCAAUUACCAGAAUGUAUUAGUCUACGCCGUUCACGAUAAGCACUAUCAUUUCAUCGUUCGUGAACACCGAUUUCGUUUGACAGUCAACUGUACAAAAGUAUUUCCAAAUGGUCCAUUUACCAACAAUGCUUCCAUACAUUUUGAUCAGCCUUUACAUGUUCAGUUCUUUUCUGAUCCUUCCUACUUGCAUGUAAAAACUCUGAACAGUUCGAAAGUUGGGGAGAAGGUUUAUGUUCGAGCAUACAGUGACGACAAGGACAGUCAUUCUAAAACGAGGCUAUCAAACUGCUAUACAACACCAGCAUUAUCAACUGAUCCAAACAUGGUCUAUUUCAUCAUUAAGAAUGGAUGUGUAAUAGAUCCAAAUGCUAUUCUUCUGUCUCAGAGCGCCCAUGAGACCCAUUUUGCCUUCCAGUACUUCGAAUAUGCAUCAAAUGAGGGUUCCUUAGAACUGCAUUGCACUGCCACUGUCUGUCAAACGAACGAACUUUCCCCUGCAUGUGAAACUAGAUGUCACAACAGCACGAUGAAAAGGGUUGGAAAACCUUUCUAGGAUGAAGUGUUUGAUGAGCAAAGUAAACAAUG